GCCAAGUGACGGAGCUCGAUCGAUCGUUCGUUCAAUUGUUGUUAAAAUAUACCUAUAAUCGGGGACAAAUCGAAGAACCAGUGUGAUUUUUGGCUCGAAUAGCCCCCUAAUCCGUUCCAAUGCCACCAGUAUCGCCAGUACAGAGAAUCGUCGUUCGCCUUGAGUUGCACAUACAUACACUUGGGUGCUCCGAAAAAUUAUGCCCGCUAAUAAAAUAGCCAGAGUCUUUGUCGUCGUCGCUGGAACUGUAAUAGCCGCUGCUCCGAAAAAAGGCUUACGGCAGAUCUCACUAGGUCCGAGGGGCAGUUAUCGUCUAAGCUCCUCCUCUGUUGUUAUUUCCUCGCAGUGAGUAGUAGAUCAUGAAAGAAGACCAGAGGAACGCCGGGAGACGCCGAAAAAAAUCAUUGGGGGCGAAAUUGGCGCUUCUGACAUGUCUGUUCCUGGCUGUGGUGGCUGGGGCGACCCCGACCUCGCCGUCCAUAGCGGCCGAGCUGCAAUUGGCCUCACCGGACCCUGCCGCUCCCGAGCCCACUUCGCUCGGAGAGUCAAGAAAACACCGCGGCGCAGGGGACGGCGAGCUAGGGUCCGACAUCAACAUCAACGUCAACGGGAACCUACUGGUGUCCGUCAACGAGUCGAGCGGUACUUCCAGCACCGUCGGGGAUUACCCCGACGAGCCGACCACCGCGACGAGCAGCCUCACCACCCUGACCACGGCCACCGACGACACGCCGGCCUCAACGACAAACACGGAAUCCACACUCGCCACGGAUACUGACGUCUCCACGGUGAUCACGACAACGGACACGGUGGAAUCCACUGACGAGGAGGCGACCACGACUACCGAUGCGACGACGAGGAUGCAGGACAUUACGACUCUGAGCGUGCCACCACCGCCGGAGGAUCUACAGACAAAUUCCGAGAGUGCGACCAGCACGACGUCAACAGUGGUGACCACAGCGACGGAAAUCACGGCUGCGAGCUCCACGGAAACGUCCACGGCUACCACCACCACCACCAUCGCCACCGAGACGUCGUUGAGGACGCUUCCGUCGACCACUACCAUGGCAAACGUGCCGCUGACAACCGCGACGAGCGAAGGAACGAGGGUUCCGUCGGAGACGGAGGCUUACGUUACCAGGAGCACCUCGUCCACCGACGACCACCAGACCGGUAAGGACGUCACUCUCCUCGUCAAGAUCGUCUUCAAGGGCAAUUGGAGCAGCGUGUGCAGGGAGCUGCGCUCCAUCCGCGAAUCUUUGGUCAAACUAGUCAACAACAACGUCAAGGACAAUAGAAUAUCCCUCGACCAAGUAGUGUUUCACGAAAACCACUGUCCAAGGAAUUUUUCGACAAAAUCGGCGGAGGAGGGAACAUCGGCGUCCCUGUUGGUCUACGUAAUCGACGCGAGCGGCAAUUUGAACGAAAACUUGACCAAAGCACUGCCGAGUUUCUACAAUAAGGGAGACGUUACCUUUCCGUUGCCCAUCGAGAGCUUUGCACUGGACGGGACCAAAGACACCAAAGGAGGCGGGACCAACAUCGCGGUAAUAAUAAUUGGGUCUUGCGCCGGCUUCGUCUGCCUACUGCUGCUCGCCGCAUUAAUCUUCGUAAUGAGGAAGCGCCAAGUCCACUUUAACUACGGGGAACGGUGUCGUCCGGUGUCCCUGGACGCGUACAACCUCGACAACGUCUCGGCCUACAGCAGCGUCACGCGCGGCAAGUCCGCCCUGAGGUUCUCGAACCGCAGCUACGGCAACCCCAACUUUGAGGACUCGAGCGCGGUACCGUCGCACACGCUCAACUUUGCCGGGUUGGCGAGUUUCUGCAACGACCCGAGCGGCAUCGCCAGAGAGUUUUCCGGGAUCCCGCAGGUCUCCUCGAGCAUAGACGAGCUGCCCGCGGGCGCCGAGGUGAAGAAUCGCUACGCUAACGUCAUACCGCUACCGGAGACUCGGGUGCCCCUGCAGAGGCUCAACAACGACCCCCUCACCGAGUACAUCAACGCGAGCUACGUACAGGGCCCGAAGAACGCGAGCAAGUAUUACAUAGCCAGUCAGGCGCCGACCGAAGGGACGGUCAGCGACUUUUGGCGAAUGAUUUGGGAGCAGCAGGUCAAGGUGGUGCUGAUGCUGACUGAUCUGGAGGAGAACGGCGUGGAAAAGUGCGUCGAGUACGUGCCAACCCACGAGGUCAGCGACUGCCAUCGGCUCUUCGGGGAUUACCAGGUGACGCUCAAGAAGCGCGAACCCAAGGACAAGUACGCCGUGUCGUCGCUGCGGCUGAAGAAUUUGGAAAACAACACGUUCCGGGACGUAUAUCACCUUUGGUACCUGUGGCCCGCAAACGGAGUCCCGUCAGACGCCUCGGGACUGCUAGACGUUCUCAUGCAAGCUCGAGCGCUCCAGCGCGGCGUCACGAGUCCCAUACUGGUGCACUGCAGCCCCGGCACCGGUCGUACCGGCACCCUCAUAGCCCUCGACCUGGUCAUCAGGCAGUACGAGAUCACCCGGACGGUCGACGUGCCCAGGGUCGUCUACACGAUCCGCAGAAACCGAGCCGGCGCUGUUCAGACCAAAGAACAAUACACCUUGAUAUACCAGGCUAUUAACCUUUACGCUAGUAAACUGGCAGGAGGAGCCGUUGAUUCGAACUGAAAACUCGACUGUAAAUCGCCGUUGUUGCAGGACUUCUUGACGAGGACCAUGUUACUGCAUUUCAUUUUGUUUGUUAUCAUGUAGGGUACAUGUACAUACGUAUUUAACGUGCGUAUGCACAAGUACAAAUCUCGGUCUGUUAAACAAGUUAAAUGUUUGGCAAGUUGUGCGCGACUUGCGUCAAUCAUUGUGAUACAUAUUAUAUAUUUUAUAUUGUAUAUUGAUUUGCAGGUGCUCAGGUAGCCUAAAAGUAUUAUGUGGUUAAAUGACUAUUUUUGUGGUACAAUAUUUUCAAGUGAAAUGACGAGAUCUGUGCGGGAGCUUUUGAACUCGUACGUCGCUGAGUGACUGUACGCGUCAAAUCAAUUUGACUGAUAAUUUUUCGUUACUUUUGUGGUCCCAAGUGUGUAAACGUAUUUAUACGUAAUAUCGAAUUGCGUGCGUACAAAGGCUCGAUUUGAACGAUCCAAUAUUCUGUAAAGUGGUUUAUGUUGUAUUUUUCAAAGUUCGAAAUAGUUAAAUCCCAUUUGAGGUGUGUACACAACACUUUUGCAAUGACUGUGUUAUUUACACUCACUGACGUAUAUUUUGUUUAAUGGCUGAAAAUCCGACAUGGAUGUUGUUACUCCUGUUAUUGUUGUUUCUCUUAAAAUAUUUUAAUAAUUGUUGUGUAAAUAAAAGAAAACCACACUUGCGACACAGUCUAGUGCUCUCUAGCGGGUUGACAUUUACGUAUGUUAGUUAGAAUCGUUGUUGCAAAGGAUAUCCAUGAUCGACUUGUGGAAUGACAACAGUCAAGUAGAAAUUCUUUGUAGGUGUUCUGUUAUUUAUUUGUUGUAAAUAAAACUUUCGUAAAGUGACUUGAAACUACAAUAAAACAACUUUUUUUAUACAUAA
Copidosoma floridanum is the source of this 3554-nucleotide messenger RNA. RefSeq lists its product as uncharacterized. Lineage: Eukaryota; Metazoa; Arthropoda; Insecta; Hymenoptera; Encyrtidae. The record is from RefSeq and is a predicted model, not a curated record. Gene Ontology annotation, biological process: protein dephosphorylation. Gene Ontology annotation, molecular function: protein tyrosine phosphatase activity.